CGAGAAGUGGAAUGCUUUGAUCCGUGAAUAUGCAUCCGUGUAAGCGGAGAAAGCAAUGUAGUAUCAAAAUACCCAGUACAUCACCUGUAGACGAAAUCAAAUUACAAUCUGCAGGUAAAAGAGACAGCAGUGUCCCAUAUAAUAUACAAGUAGAGAUAAGAUUCAGUAGGUCAUUCCAAACACAACUAGUGACCAAAGGACUGUCGCCAUGCCACUUACAUUUCCAGUAAAGAUCUCCACAACCGAAAUGCACACGGCAGGACAUGUAUUAAGGAUUAUAGAAAAUGGAUGUCCUGAAAUCAAGGGUCAAACACUUCUGGAUAAAAUUAAUUACAUGAAAAGUGAAUUGGACGAGUACAGGAAAUUGUUAAUGUGGGAACCGCGAGGACACUACGACAUGUUUGGAGCGCUGCUCGUGUCUCCGGAUAUAGAAACGUGCGAAUUUGCCGUCAUUUUUAUCCAUAAUGAGGGGUACUCUACAAUGUGUGGUCAUGGUCUUAUAGCUUUAGGGCGUUAUCUCAUAGAAAAAGGACUCGUUAAAAAUGUCACUGUUCCAGAAACUCAGAUAAAUAUUCAAUGUCCUUGUGGUCCAGUGACUGCUUACGUCACAUAUGACGGACAGAACACCGGCGCAGUAAGGUUCCAAAGUGUUCCAUGUUUCGUCUUCAAACCAGAUUUGACUGUGGAAGUCCCUGGUUAUGGUAAAAUAACUGUCGACAUUGUUUACUCGGGAGCAUUCUAUGCCAUUCUGUCGGCAGGGCAGUAUGGUCUGGACGUCAGGAACUCGUCAGUGUCCGAGCUGAGGGCAGCGGCCGGAGCCACUACAGACAUUUUGAGAGCACAGAUGAAGUUUGUUCAUCCAGACGUGAAGGGCGUCUCAUUUCUGUACGGUACGAUUCUGACAGACGGAAAGGAUGACUACUCGGAUGAAAUUACAGACACCAUGUGUGUUUUCGCUGAAAGAGAGGUAGAUAGAUCGCCGUGUGGGUCGGGAACAUCAGCUAGAAUCGCUCUCCAGUACUUUAAAAAUAAAGUCACGAUCAACCAAACCAGGACCUUUCGUGGACCUUCUGGUGAAGUAUUUAAGGCAAAAGUCGUCAAGGAGGUCAGCUGUGGAAAUCACCAGGCAGUGGUCACUGAGGUGAAGGGUCAAGGUUAUUUCUGUGGAAAUUCUACAUUCACACUGGAAGAAAGUGACGCCGCAGGGAAAGGAUUUUUGUUGCAGUAGAUACUGCACUCAAAGCUGUCUUAUGAUACUCGAUAACAACACGGCAGAAAAUAAGAACUAAAUCAUAAAAUGUACGAAUCAACCCUUUAUUUAAGUGGCAAUAUGCAUAGAACAUCUAUUUAGAUACCAUAUUAAUAAUAACCUUUCAUAAACAUGAAAAUUAAAAUGUAUUGUCCCAAUGCUGUUUUGCAUUAAUGAAGAACACGCUUGAAACAUUUAGGAACACCUAUUAAUGGGUGAUUGUGUAAUAUUACUCUUACUUCUUAAAUAGGGAAAGUUGAUGAUGGAAAAGCUGAAGUCAUUCCGUUUGCUAAUUAUUUGUUAGUUGCAUAUCUAUUGUUAGUAAAAUAUCCAAGUAUAUGAAACAGAUGUGGCAAUCUCUGUAGUGUCCUUUAUUUCGAGUUCAUUAUGAUAUAUCAAGUUAAAAAAUUGUAUUGGUAUGUAUAUAAAACACUAUACAAACAAAUGUAUUCUAAAUUACAUGUAUACUUUUACGUACAAUGGUGUGAAAAAGAUUAAUGGUGAGUAAGGUAACACUGCACAUAAUAUCUAAUUAGCCGAACAAUGCAUGAAAAAUGGAAACAAUGGCGAAUGCAAAUCUUGGUGACAUGGAUAAAUUAUCAAUGUAUACACGUAUGUAUAUGAAUAAAUUAACUUUGAAAUGCAUACAAUGAUGUUAUGUAUAGAGAUAAAUUACUGUAGGUAAAUUAUGUGAACAAUAUAUUCUAAAAUGCUGGAGUUUCUGAUUGACAAUAUCUAUAUGUAGUUUUUGGAGACCAAGUCUUCCAACAAUCUGUCGAUAUUCCCAAGGGUACCAAAUAUUAACCCGUUAUUAGCAGACCUAUUUUUAUAUUCAUAUGAAGCAGAAUUUAUUAAAAAUUUCUACAUGGGAAGAAGAAAACACUUGCUGUGGGUGUGGCCUUCAACAGCUUCUUCCAUUCGUAAGUCGACUCGAUAUAUCCUAGUGAACUUGAAAUAAAAGAUACAACAGAGUCUGGCACAUCUGUUUCAUAUUUGAAUAGUUUUCUAGAAAAGGAGUUAAUGGUAACCUAACAACGAAACUUCAUGAUAAACGUGAUGAAUUCAACUUUUUUAUCGUCAACUUCCCUUAAUUAUGUAGCAAUUUACCAUUAUCACCUGCAUGUGGAGUUUUAUGUCUCCCUGUUGAUUCGAUACGCAAGAGCAUGCUUUACGUACGAACAAUUUCUAAAUCGAGGCAAACUAUUGACAAACAAGUUGAUGAAACAAGGAUAUCAACAGUGUCGUUUCAAGUCAACAUUUGGCAAGUUCUAUGGUAUAUACAAUGACCUUGUCAGCAAAUACAUCAUUAAGUCGAAUGCUGACCGACAUUUUUCAUACUUAAAGUUAGGCCAUUAUUUACAAACUGAAUUGUUUGAGGAUUUUUCCGUUUGCCCGACCAAGACAAGAAGCACAUGUCGGGUGUGACCGGUCGCAGGGGAUGCUUACUCUUCCAUGGCACCUGAUCCCACUUUGAUGCUUUCAGGGGUCCGUGUUUGCUCUGCUCCGGAUUUGUAUUGCAUGUUUCAAUGCAUGGACUUUAAUUUGAGCUUGAUUGCUGCAUGUUCGUUAUCUCCAUAUUUCACAAAUAAAUUAGGUGUAUAAUGAUCUUAAAUAUAUGAACUAGGUAAAUAAUACAAUGGAAUUAUACCUAAAUCACAUUAAUAUGCCUGUACGAAAUGGAUAAAUAAGCUGAACACUACAUACUAUGAUGUUAUGGAGAAAUUACUAAACAAUACAUAUAUUGGUGAUUGGAUAGUUUUUCAAGCUAUUCAAACAUUGGUGACAUACUGAAAAAUGUUCCAUGCAAGCAAGGACGUACAUUAAUUGUGAGGCCCAUCUUUAAAAUAAUAUUUAUUUGCCCUCUCCUGGCUGAUGGUGAAAAAAAUUGGGUCGGUAGGUAGGUGAGAAUUUUUCUUCCAGAAAAUGUCAACAGGAUGACAGGAUGAGAAAAUUCAAUAUUAAAAAGAAAAAAGAAUUAUCGUUUCCUGGAGGUUUAAAAAAGUUUUGAAUCGGGUCAUUUGUAUCCAGUUGUCGGGAGAGGGCAAACAAAUAAUUUUUGAAAGAUGACCUAGCUGAUAUGGAGAUCUGUCUAAACAAUGCAUAUAUUAAUUGGUGAUAUGGAUAUAUACAUUAUUUAAACAAUACUUACAUUGGUGAUAAGAAUAAAAAUUAUGUAAACAAUGUACAUGUAUAUACUAAUUAUGAUAACGAUCAAUUAUCUUAUCAUUGCAUACACUA
This is a messenger RNA of Saccostrea echinata, 3487 nucleotides long. Its product is annotated as trans-L-3-hydroxyproline dehydratase-like. NCBI's taxonomy places the organism in Eukaryota, Metazoa, Mollusca, Bivalvia, Ostreida, Ostreidae. The coding region runs from base 209 to 1228 and encodes 339 amino acids. The transcript is spliced from 5 exons. The record is from RefSeq and is a predicted model, not a curated record. Gene Ontology annotation, molecular function: hydro-lyase activity.